This is a messenger RNA of Nestor notabilis (Kea), 3780 nucleotides long. RefSeq names its product importin 5 (gene IPO5). Gene Ontology annotation, biological process: protein import into nucleus. The transcript is spliced from 24 exons. Gene Ontology annotation, molecular function: nuclear import signal receptor activity. Bases 6 to 3119 code for a protein of 1037 amino acids. NCBI's taxonomy places the organism in Eukaryota, Metazoa, Chordata, Aves, Psittaciformes, Psittacidae. The record is from RefSeq and is a predicted model, not a curated record. Gene Ontology annotation, cellular component: cytoplasm; nucleus.
GACAAAUGGCAGCUGUCCUUCUACGUCGUCUUUUGUCUUCUGCUUUUGAAGAAGUUUAUCCAGCUCUUUCACCCGAUGAUCAGACCUCUAUCAAGAGUGGAUUGCUGUUGAUUAUUCAGUUGGAAACACAGUCCAGUAUGAGGAAAAAAAUCUGUGACAUUGUUGCUGAAUUGGCCAGGAAUUUAAUAGAUGAAGAUGGAAACAACCAGUGGCCAGAAGUUCUGAAAUUCCUGUUUGACUCUGUCAGCUCUCAGAAUGUGGGUCUGCGUGAGGCUGCUCUACAUAUUUUCUGGAAUUUCCCUGGGGUUUUUGGGAAUCAGCAGCAACACUAUUUGGAGGUCAUUAAGAGAAUGCUGGUUCAGUGUAUGCAAGAUCAAGAACAUCCAUCAAUCAAGACACUGUCUGCUAGAGCUGCAGCUGCCUUUGUGCUUGCUAAUGAGCACAAUCUUCCCCUACUUAAACACUUUGCAGACUUGCUACCUGGAAUCUUGCAGGCUGUUAAUGAUUCCUGCUACCAAAAUGACGAUUCUGUCCUGAAAUCCCUUGUAGAAAUUGCAGAUUCUGUUCCCAAGUAUUUACGACCACAGUUAGAGCCUACAUUGCAACUAAGUCUGAAGUUGUGUGCAGAUGCCAGUCUCAGUAACAUGCAGCGUCAGUUGGCACUUGAAGUAAUUGUGACCUUGUCAGAAACUGCUGCUGCUAUGCUGAGGAGGCAUACCAACAUCGUUGCACAAGCCAUUCCUCAAAUGUUAGCAAUGAUGGUUGACUUGGAAGAAGAUGAAGACUGGGCAAAUGCAGAUGAGCUUGAAGAUGAUGAUUUUGACAGCAAUGCAGUUGCUGGUGAGAGUGCACUGGACAGGAUGGCAUGUGGCCUCGGAGGAAAACUUGUUUUACCUAUGAUUAAAGAACAUAUUAUGCAAAUGCUUCAGAAUCCUGACUGGAAAUACAGGCACGCUGGCUUGAUGGCUCUCUCAGCCAUUGGAGAAGGUUGCCAUCAACAGAUGGAGGGAAUUUUAAAUGAGAUAGUUAAUUUCGUUUUGCUGUUCCUUCAGGAUCCUCAUCCGAGAGUGAGAUACGCUGCUUGUAACGCUAUUGGACAGAUGGCAACUGACUUCGCACCUGGUUUUCAAAAGAAAUUUCAUGAGAAGGUGAUAGCAGCUCUUCUGCAAACCAUGGAAGAUCAAGGCAACCAACGAGUUCAAGCCCAUGCAGCUGCAGCACUCAUAAACUUCACUGAAGAUUGUCCCAAGUCGCUGCUUAUUCCAUAUUUGGAUAAUCUAGUGAAGCAUCUUCAUUCCACUAUGGUGAUAAAAUUACAAGAGUUGAUACAGAAAGGCACUAAGCUAGUUUUGGAGCAAGUUGUGACUUCAAUUGCAUCAGUUGCAGAUACAGCAGAGGAGAAGUUUGUUCCCUACUAUGAUUUAUUUAUGCCAUCUCUAAAACACAUUGUUGAGAAUGCCGUUCAGAAGGAAUUAAGACUUCUACGAGGAAAGACUAUUGAAUGCAUCAGCCUAAUUGGUCUUGCCGUUGGUAAAGAAAAGUUUAUGCAAGAUGCAUCAGAUGUAAUGCAGCUGUUAUUGAAGACACAAACAGACUUCAGUGAUCUAGAAGAUGAUGAUCCACAGAUUUCUUACAUGAUCUCAGCAUGGGCCAGAAUGUGUAAAAUUCUUGGAAAGGAAUUUCAGCAGUACCUUCCUGUUGUCAUGGGACCUUUAAUGAAGACUGCGUCCAUUAAACCUGAAGUAGCUCUUCUAGACACACAAGAUAUGGAGAAUAUGAGUGAUGAUGAUGGUUGGGAAUUUGUAAAUCUAGGAGAUCAGCAAAGUUUUGGAAUUAAAACUGCAGGCCUUGAAGAAAAAGCAACUGCAUGCCAGAUGCUGGUUUGCUAUGCAAAAGAGCUGAAAGAAGGAUUUGUGGAGUACACAGAACAAGUUGUAAAGCUGAUGGUUCCUUUGUUGAAGUUCUAUUUCCAUGAUGGUGUUCGAGUGGCAGCAGCAGAGUCGAUGCCCCUGCUUCUUGAAUGUGCUAGAGUUCGUGGGCCAGAGUACCUCACACAGAUGUGGCACUUCAUGUGUGAUGCGCUCAUCAAAGCCAUUGGGACAGAACCAGAUUCAGAUGUCCUCUCAGAAAUAAUGCAUUCUUUUGCAAAGUGCAUUGAUGUAAUGGGAGAUGGAUGCCUUAACAAUGAACACUUCGAAGAACUUGGAGGAAUACUGAAAGGAAAACUAGAAGAGCACUUUAAAAACCAAGAAUUAAGACAGGUGAAAAGACAAGAUGAAGACUAUGAUGAACAAGUUGAAGAGUCAUUACAAGAUGAGGAUGACAAUGAUGUUUAUGUUUUGACUAAAGUAUCGGACAUUUUGCACUCAAUAUUCAACAGUUAUAAAGAGAAGGUACUCCCAUGGUUUGAAAGGCUACUUCCACUAAUUGUCAACCUAAUUUGUCCACAUAGGCCGUGGCCAGACAGGCAGUGGGGGCUGUGCAUUUUUGACGAUAUUGUAGAGCACUGCAGCCCCUCCUCGUUCAAGUACGCUGAAUACUUCCUGAGGCCAAUGCUCCAGUCAAUAUGUGACAACAGCCCAGAGGUUAGGCAAGCAGCUGCCUACGGUGUUGGAGUUAUGGCACAAUUUGGUGGAGACAGCUAUCGUCCUUUUUGCACAGAGGCGCUUCCAUUGCUGGUGAGAGUCAUUCAGUCACCAGAUGCCAAAACCAAAGAGAAUGUCAAUGCAACAGAGAACUGCAUUUCAGCUGUAGGAAAGAUAAUGAAGUUCAAGCCUGACUGUGUAAAUGUUGAAGAAGUCCUGCCACACUGGUUAUCGUGGCUUCCACUUCAUGAAGAUAAAGAAGAAGCUGUUUAUACUUUCAAUUAUCUGUGUGACUUGAUUGAGAGCAACAACCCAAUUGUCCUCGGUCCCAACAAUUCCAACCUUCCCAGGAUAUUUGGUAUAAUAGCAGAUGGUGAAAUUCAUGAAGCUAUUAAACAUGAAGAUCCAUGUAUCAAGCGGUUGGCUAAUGUUGUUCGCCAAGUGCAGACAUCUGGACAACUGUGGACAGAAUGCAUAUCACAGCUCAAUGCAGAUCAACAGGCAGCCAUACAGGAGCUCCUGAACUCUGCUUGAAGGGCCUUAAUUAUCAUCUGCAAGAAAACUAACUCCAAAUAAACGUUUACCCUACUGUUUAGGUUUCUUUUGUUUCUUUUUUGAGUAAAACCAGAACUGUAGUGCGUGUAGGCCAUUCUUCUGCAACCUACAGGCAGUGGCAGCAGGAAGAAGCAUUCUUUCAGAAUGGUGUUUAAAUCGGUUUCUAUCCCACAACACAGAAGACGUUUCCUGUAAACCCUACAAUAGCACUGAAGAGUAUUUUUCUAAUGGUAUAAGCCACCCUACGAUGGUGAAAGGGAAACAAGUUGAAUUUUCUCAUUAGACAUAAUGAAUUAAGAAACAGCUUUAAGACUUUCAGCAGUAGAUGUACGUUAUAACAGAUAAACGUUUCUCUACAUCUAGUGUUAAUUGUAUUAAUUGGAGUGUGAGUCUUUGUAGGGUAGAGAAUGUCCUUCUGCCCAACAAGUUAGUAGAUCAAAAGAUGAAAAACUGAAGACAAACAUCGAGCAUGAAGACCUCAUUGAUCGCACUUUCAGAUCCCCAAAACAACAGUGACUCAAUGAGGAAAGCUGUUCAGCUUCCAGCCCUUGAAUGUGAAGUCUCUUUGGCAUGUCUGACAGUAUCUCAUUCACUCCUCAAUAAAUGACAUUGAAACACAAGAAGCUUGUGUAGAAGUUCA